AUGAUGGGAUUUUCCUUCAAGAAGCCGCGCUCGGCGACCCCGUCGUCGAACAUUCUCUCCUUGGUUCCACCCUCCGAAGGUCUCUUCGGUUGGAUCGCCUUCGCUAUCGAUCCUACUCGCGCGGGGUUGAUUCAAGCUGCGGCUGCGUUGACGUCGGAUGGAGGUGUACCUGUUGCUGGCGGUGGGGGGGGGGACCUCCUCCUCAUGUGGUGUAGGACUACGACGACGACUGUUCAGGAGAAUGGGGAAUGUGGAGAGAGGAGUGGAGAGAACAGGUGGGCAGAGGUUUGA
Molecule: messenger RNA, 291 nt
Organism: Botrytis porri
Lineage: Eukaryota; Fungi; Ascomycota; Leotiomycetes; Helotiales; Sclerotiniaceae
Exons: 3
Coding region: 1-291 (96 amino acids)
Source: RefSeq, a predicted model, not a curated record